Molecule: messenger RNA, 649 nt
Organism: Trematosphaeria pertusa
Lineage: Eukaryota; Fungi; Ascomycota; Dothideomycetes; Pleosporales; Trematosphaeriaceae
Exons: 2
Coding region: 257-616 (119 amino acids)
Source: RefSeq, a predicted model, not a curated record
CCGAUGCCAAUGUGCCUGAGCAAUUCAUUGCCUUCUGCUUGAUCGCCCUAUUCUUUGCUGUGGUCGCCCUAUUCACCGGCCUUCUUGCGCCCUGCAGUCGUCUGGGCGGAUACCUCUCGGCCCUAAACACGUCCGUGGCUUUGUUUUUCCAAACCAUAUCAGCAGCAUCAACGACUGCGUGGUCUGUGCAGGGAAGAGAUGCUUUUCGCAGCGCCGGCUAUUCUGCGCGCUUGGGCGUCAAGCUGUAUGCCUUCACAUGGGCGGCUGUGGCUUGUUUCCUGAUAUCCACCGUCUUAUUCUGCUGUGGCGGCGCCGUCGGUCGCGACUCGUCCCCCGUCCCCCGUGCGCCGUAAACGCUUCACUCGCUCCACCCGCAGUCGAGGAAGCUUUUUGGAUACGGAGUCCCAACGGCGGGUCAAAGAUGAUUAUUCCUAGACCGAACGCAGUCGACCCCACCCAUUCUACUGUCACGAGGUAUGGAUCGUGGAUGCUGAGGAAUUGUGUAUGCAGGGAUAUAUACUCAUGCAUAUUCGACUGUUUGGUCACCUUACUCGUUCACGUCGUCACUUUCUCGUUAGCUGUUAGUUCUGUAACCGGUAGAAACUUGCACCGAUAGCUAUACCCGAUGUUGGCCCGAUUGCUGAGAUAA